Suillus subaureus is the source of this 1243-nucleotide messenger RNA. RefSeq lists its product as uncharacterized. Gene Ontology annotation, biological process: mycotoxin biosynthetic process. The record is from RefSeq and is a predicted model, not a curated record. The transcript is spliced from 6 exons. The coding region runs from base 274 to 1101 and encodes 275 amino acids. Lineage: Eukaryota; Fungi; Basidiomycota; Agaricomycetes; Boletales; Suillaceae.
UCUGCAUCUAUAUGCAUACAUGUCCACGAGUCUCCGCGCCGGGUUCCUGGCCUUCUCCAUCUCAGACUUAUCCGAGUUGCUCGCACUUCUCCGAUCAUCCCGGGCCUGCGUUUCCCCAUUGAAUACUAUUUCCCUUCCAGCGCUCCGCUAGGGCAUGUGACUCUCACACCGUCGGAGCUGCCUAACACACCUGAGACACAGCCGACUGGGGGACAUAUUCGAAAUUAAUACACUCCCAGAUAUUUCCCGGACGAACAGAGUUCCCCCAGAGUCAUGAUCAAAGAUCCUCCGCAGUACCUUCCUGUCGAUACUUUUGACAACGAUAAUGAGGAGAAAUUUGGUGAUGCAGAGAGGUUCCUUGCAGAAUCUCGUCCCAAGUCACAUAUCCUUCGUGUGCGGCCUAUGUUGAGCCAUGGCGUGUUGAUAUGCACAUCGAUGCUCUUUUUCGCGCUAUGGAUGGGCACGCCUUCGCCCCACCUGCGUGACGACAUUCCUGUAUACUCAAUUGUUGCUGUUGAGCCCGAGAUUAUAAGGUUUAACGGAACUCUCGACUUUCCUUCUAUCUAUCGUGGCCCUCCUUCCCCAGAAAUUGAUGCCGCUUGGAGCAGGAUAGCUGGCGAUGUGCUACCGACUCGAAUGUCGCUUGAGGAAAUUCUCAAAGCCGGCGACGUAGAUUCACCUUCCAAGGUCAAGUAUCCAGCUAAACUUGAUGGGGACUUCAUGGUAUCCAUGGAAGCCCCUCACCAGCUCCAUUGUCUGAAUUUACUUCGCAAAGCCACGUGGCCCGAGUAUUACGGACCCACAGAUAUUUCGUUCCAGGACGAGCCCGAAGUGAUCCGCAUGCAUCUUGAUCAUUGCAUUGAAAUGAUCAGACAGAAUAUCAUGUGCAAUGCCGACGUGACGAUGAUAACAUGGGACUGGGUUGAAGGACACGAUAUCCCAUACCCUAACUUCAACAACCGCCACCAAUGCAGGAACUACGAGAAAAUCUUGGAUUGGGCUGACAAGCACGCUGUUCAUAUCAAUAGUUCCGAGGUUACUCGCCUCGAAGAUACGAUUGAACUCCCCUUACCCUUCUAUCCGAUGAACCAUGAUGUAUAAGGAAUAUUAUGCUGCUUACUUACUAUGUGCAUACACUCACGAGUAUCUUCCAAGAACGGCAAUGAUUAUGAGCUCGAUCGGAUUAAUGCAUUGUUAGUACAUCAAUGACAUAGGAAUGAAUGAAAUAAUGUAUUUGGUCAUC